AUGAUACCGUCACGAUCGUUCCAUCGUUCAAAGAACGUCCCGCACGGAAGAUCAUCCCGCGGAUCGAUCGAAAGAACAUUUAAACCACCAGCAACACCAGAUACAUCCGGCGGAGCGUGCGAUGAAUACAUGCCAUCAAUGCGUCGUCCUCCGGAGCAUAACCAUUCGUGGACUUUGUCACCAUCGAACGAUCUCAAUUGUUCCUCCCAAUCCGACGUCUCGUUGUUGCUAGAAACCGACAACAACGGUGAAGAUCCGGUCUCGGUGUGUGUUAACGAAGAUGACCCAUCGGAACAUGUGGUGGUGAAGGAUGGAUACACGUUUUACAUACGCUAUUUAGACGAACCGAUUUCCGAGGAAGAACCGUUAGUACAACAGAACGCCGCAGCAGACGUAACAGCCUAUGAGGUGGAAAGUCUUCCCCCAAUUUCGAACGAACUGUCCAAGCUGAUGGACGAUAACAUGCUUCCAGAAGGUGCCAUAACUCCGCUCGAACACACGGAAAGUUCGGGGCGCGACUGGAUCAAUUAUGACGAGCUGCCUUUACUGCUGAAUCAGCAAAAGCAGCAGCAACAUCGACGGUCUGUUUCGUCGAAAGAUCAGAUUUCGCUACAACCGUGUGACACAUUGGUUGAGAAUGAGAGCAGUAACGCGUCCAGAGCUAGAGUGUCAGCUAAAUGUCCGCUUAUGGCGGACCAAACAACGCCGAAACCUUGUUUGGAAGGAUUUUCGUUGCCCAACGAAGCUGUUCUUAUGAAUACCAGCAGCAGCAGCAGCAGUGGUCCAAAGGCCGCUGCCAUGGUGCCUGAUUUUAGUCACUAUUGUGUGGAGUGUGAAAAGUUUUUCCCAUCAAACGAUUUGCUCGAAGCGCACAUGGAAUUAAAUCAUCGACUGUUUGGUGACGACCCAUCUUUGAACCUGGUGGCAACAUCGACACUGCAACUAGAAUGCUUCGGCCAGUCGACAGAACAGUACGGUACGGGUGGGGGGGAAUUAAUGUGGCCCUGUACUGCGUUCGUAGACUCCACAAGCCAAUGUCCAAAGCGUUGCCGCUUUUUAUGUGAUUUUUGUAACAUAUCGUUCGAUUUGGUGGAAAGUUACUACAUGCACUACCAGACCGUCCAUUGUGGUAUCGGUCCGGAUUACCGAUGA
Anopheles maculipalpis is the source of this 1152-nucleotide messenger RNA. RefSeq lists its product as uncharacterized. The coding region runs from base 1 to 1152 and encodes 383 amino acids. The record is from RefSeq and is a predicted model, not a curated record. The transcript has a single exon. NCBI's taxonomy places the organism in Eukaryota, Metazoa, Arthropoda, Insecta, Diptera, Culicidae.